GGCCAGAAAAACGUGGGCUGAGCUCAUAAUUGGGGUAUUAGUUCUAGACUUAAAAGGCCUGCAAAUAAAUAUCCCAACCGGAUUUUAUUCCUCUCUCCAAUCGCCACAGAAACCCUAGCCGCAGAGCUCACUCAUUCGCGUCAUUCUUUCCGAAGCGCAGAGAUUCCCACACACAGCAACAAUGGCGGAUGUCGAGACCGCGUUGGCGGCGGGGCAGCCGAAGAAGAGGACGUUCAAGAAGUUCAGCUUCAGGGGAGUCGACCUCGAUGCUCUCCUUGAUAUGUCCACUGAUGAGCUCGUCAAGCUCUUCAGUGCCCGUGCCAGAAGAAGGUUCCAGAGAGGUCUUACUAGGAAGCCAAUGGCUCUGAUCAAGAAGCUGCGCAAAGCGAAACGUGAGGCUCCAGCUGGCGAGAAACCUGCACUGGUGAGGACUCACCUUAGGAACAUGAUAAUUGUGCCGGAGAUGAUUGGUAGCGUACUUGGAGUGUACAAUGGCAAAACUUUCAAUCCAGUCGAGAUCAAGCCUGAAAUGAUUGGCCUCUAUCUUGGCGAAUUCUCGAUUUCGUACAAGCCAGUCAGGCACGGGAGACCUGGUAUUGGUGCCACCCACUCUUCAAGAUUCAUUCCUCUCAAAUGAGAAUAUUUGUUCCCAUUUCAAUUUUGCUCCCUCCCUUUCUUGGUUAAUUUAAGUGUCAGAUGUUAUUUCUUGUUAUUACUUUCAGAAUAGACAAACUUGUGUCUGAACCUGUGUUUGGAUAAUUUUAUUUGAUGGAUGUUUAUUUUCAGUAGACUUUUUAUUGUCGUGGUUCACCAGGAAAGCCGACCUCUCUUCUUCGACGUGUGUCUACUAUAUAUCAUAUGAAAGCUUAAACUAAAAGAAA
Messenger RNA from Striga asiatica, 881 nucleotides. Lineage: Eukaryota; Viridiplantae; Streptophyta; Magnoliopsida; Lamiales; Orobanchaceae. The record is from the annotation of a GenBank genome assembly.